Molecule: messenger RNA, 3806 nt
Organism: Corapipo altera (White-ruffed manakin)
Lineage: Eukaryota; Metazoa; Chordata; Aves; Passeriformes; Pipridae
Gene: TULP3
Product: tubby like protein 3
Exons: 11
Coding region: 382-1776 (464 amino acids)
Biological process (GO): protein localization to cilium
Cellular component (GO): cilium
Source: RefSeq, a predicted model, not a curated record
CUGACCCGGCGGGAGCGGCACUUCAGCUGCGUGCGAGGACACGCCCGAUGGCACCGGGGGCUGAGGACAUGGGUGGGGCGGGAGCGCCUUGGCGACGGGGGUCUGUUGGGCCGGGCUUCCUUGGGGAAAAGUGUCUCUGUCGUGGGGAGUGUCCCUGAGGGAGCCCCGUGAUUCCCGGGGCUCCGCGCCGAGGCUCCUCCCGCGACUGCAGCGCAGACGGCGGUAGGGGAGGCGACCAUUGCUCCUCUGCGCGUGCGUGGCUCCGCGGCCAAUGGGCGGGCGGCGUCCUCGCGGUCCGGGCCAAUGGCGGCACGCCUCAGUGCCGCGCGCCGUUGUUAAGGGCAGCGGCGGGCGGGGGCCCAUAGCAACGGCGGGGCCGCGAUGGAGGGAGCGGCGCGACCUGGGGGUCCCGCCGGCCACAGCAUCUUUGAGGAUGAAAGCAUGAAGCUACGACAGCUGAAACUACAGAAUCAGAGAGCUCUUCUAGAGAAGAAGCAGAGGAAGAAACGUCUUGAUCCAUUGAUGGUACAGCCAAAUCCUGAGGCAAAGCUGCGCAGGUCAAAGCCCAGAGGGUGUGAGGAGCAGACUCCUUUAGUAGAAACUCCUACCCCUGUCCACAGUGAUGUUGUUUUACAGGGCAUUGAUGGACCAGCUGCUUUCCUGAAAUCAGAAGUACAAGAUUUGGGGACCAAGCUUCAAGGUCUCUCUGCUGGAUCUACUGAAACAGAAGAAAAUGUAGAUAAGGAAAAUGAUGGAGAGGCUCUAACAGACACAACAGGCAAGCCAGAUCUGCAAGAAAUCUUACAGAAACGAGGAAUUUCAGACAGUCUGAAUUUUGAUGAGGAGGACACAGAAGAGGAAGAAGCUAGUAAAAAACCAGCAUCUCAUUCACCACACCCUGAAUCUGAGAGGCCUAGUUCUGCAUCCAGUGAGAAAUCUUUCACAGAAACAGGUGCUUCCUGCAGUCCCUCCCCUCAGGCAGAUGCGCAGCUGGGAGAAGUAGAGAACUUGGAGGAUUUUGCAUUACGUCCUGCACCCCGUGGUAUUAGUGUCAAGUGUCGAAUCACUAGAGAUAAGAAGGGAAUGGACCGGGGCCUCUUCCCUACUUACUACAUGCAUCUGGAAAGGGAUGACAACAGAAAGACAUUCCUUCUUGCAGGGAGAAAAAGAAAGAAGAGCAAAACAUCGAAUUACCUCAUAUCAGUUGACCCAACUGAUUUAUCCCGGAAAGGGGAAAGUUUCAUUGGAAAACUCAGGUCAAACCUCAUGGGAACUAAAUUUACAGUCUAUGACCAUGGAGUUAACCCAAUCAAGGCACAAAGUCUAGUGGAAAAGGCUCAUACAAGACAGGAACUUGCAGCUAUUUGUUACGAAACCAACAUCUUAGGAUUCAAGGGUCCCAGAAAAAUGUCUGUGAUCAUUCCAGGAAUGAAUAUGAAUCAUAAGCGAAUUCCAAUCCGUCCACGAAAUGAACAUGAGGGUCUGCUGUCAAAAUGGCAAAACAAAAAUUUGGAGAACCUCAUUGAGUUGCACAACAAGGCUCCAGUCUGGAAUGAUGAUACUCAGUCCUAUGUUUUGAACUUCCAUGGGAGAGUCACUCAGGCCUCAGUGAAGAACUUUCAGAUUGUCCAUGACAAUGACCCUGACUACAUUGUGAUGCAGUUUGGUCGUGUAGCAGAAGAUGUGUUCACUCUGGACUAUAAUUAUCCCCUCUGUGCUCUUCAGGCCUUUGCUAUUGGGCUCUCCAGCUUUGACAGUAAACUGGUCUGUGAAUGAGACAACAGACUUGAAACAUGGAACUCACUCGCAUGCUUGCAUCUUGUAGGAGUUCCAGGUGUAGUAAUGAAGAGCAUAUUGGAGGGGAAAUGGAGGACAGACUUCUACAGGCUUAUUAGAAAGCACAUUCCAGCCCUCAGAGCAUUGCGAGUGUUGGCAGUAGACCAUCCUGGGAGCAGUCUCUGUAUGUACUGUGGAAGAACAAGAAAUAUAGGUGAUGGUUUUGUCAUUGGUGUUGAUUCUGCUUUCAGAAUCUUUAUUUACAGAUGCUGCAUGACAGUGAGUUAAGCCUACUAAUUGGAACUCCUUGCAUCUAGGAUAGAAAAAUAAUGACUAAGUGUUCCUAUCCCUUGAAACUUCCUUAAAACCUGGAAGAUGAUGCUACUCAUGAGUUUCUGAUCAGAUGAAUUCAGAAAAAAUGAAACAGCUGGAAUAAGACAUUGGCUCUAAUAUAACACUUUUACUCUGUGAGAUGAUUCUCUGUUAAGGCUGAUAAUCCAUUUCCCUUUCAGUAUUCUAAUUGCUCUCUAUCCCUUGACCUUUUUACCAAAUAAAGAACAAUCAAAUCUCAAACACUGCCUUUUCAGAUGGUGAUAUUGUAUUCAUUGCUGCUUCUGUUAAAGAGACUGAAUAGAUGAUAGAAUCUGACUGAAUUUGACAGAAGGUAGUACUGUAACAAUAUACAGUACUGUUCCUGAAAAGCAGUGUUGUGAUUGAAUUGUCUGUUGUUCAUAAAAUUUGUUACGUUUCUAGGAAUAGGUUUGUGACCAAUUUCAUUUUUUUAAUAUGAGAUUAUCUCAAGUCAUGACAUAUUAAAGUAGAUUUUGUAUAAAUAAUUUUAACCUGACUAUAAGAAGGAGUUACCUCAUUAAGAGAUUACAGGUAUUUUCAAAGGCAUCAGUAAGUUUAAAGGAAUUGUAUCAUGAGGCUUUGCAAUGUGUCCUUCGAGUGUUCUGUUUUUAAUACUGGAUGUACAAUAUGGAGUCUGUAGGUCACAGCUUGGAACACCUCUUGAUUCAUAUGGCCUUAACUCAUCAGAGUGGAUUGCUGCACAGUGUGACAUGGAGGCCUCAUAGUGUACACACCUGCUGUCUGCUGAAGCAGAGAACAAUCUUGCAACAAUCCCAUCUUGGAACAAUGCUAUCUUGCCUGUUUCACAACCAUUACACAGAUUUAUAAUGGUCCUGGAAAAGACCAUCUUUUAUUGAGACAAGAAUUAGUUGUUCUCCAGCUUUGGGUAUUGUCCUUGUCAGCAGACUAACUCUAAGCUGCAAAGAGCAGAUACAUUGCUUUUGGUCUCUGGAGUCUUUGCAGUGGUGAAUAUCACUCACUCUUUCAAAUUAACAAAAUUUCGUGGAGACGUUUUCUGAUAUUGCCAGAAAAAAUAAUUAUGGUAAUCAUGUGUAAACUCUGUAUUUAACUGUAACUUAUGAAUUGAUGCUGAGAAGUCCAUCUCAGGUAUCUCUCAGAUGACCAUUCUGCAUUAGCUGGUGAGCCAUUGUCUUGAGAUGAUCUCAUCAGAAAAGCAGUCAGUGAAGAGAACUUGAAUCCUGAUGGAUCUCUUCUGUGCCUUUGUGUACUUCCUGCUCAUCAGGCUGGGGACCAGACCUGGCAGUGCUUUCCAGUUGUGCUCUUCUGAGGUCUUGGCUGACGGUUCUGCCUUCCUGCUACGCGUCCAGAAAAAUGACGUCCAUUUGUGUACCUGUCUGAUUAUUUUUCUGACUGGGAAUGUGUGAAGGAAACUGCCUUGUGUUAUUUUGGGAUGACCUGAAGGUAGAAUGCUUAUUUCCAAUUCAAGAUGAUUUUCUGUGUCCUCAGAAGGCCACAGUAACAUCCCUUUACUCAAUUAGGCCUGUCAGAAGUGGCUCUUCAAGCUAUUUGUUGACAUCAAUGAUCCUGUCAGGGCCUCUCAGUCAAAUUAUACAGACAGAUGAACAGAUUCAGUGCUCUUUAUCAGAUACUGUUUUACAUUAAUUGUAUUUAUAACUUUUAUAUCUAAAUGAAAAUAAACUAAUUUAUAUAUUGAAAAA